CGUAGUGACGUUCAUCGGCAAAAGAAACCAAAACUGGCUGAAUGACAUGUAAACUUAAGCGAUGGAAGAAGCAACAGAUAUUAUUACCCGCUUGUAUUGUAAAAUUACUUGACGCUGAAUGCAUGAGCGGUGCUCGUGCAGUUAGAGGAUGUCGCGCGUUACAGAUGAUGUGAAGUAUCAAACACUUCUCGAGUGUAAUUACCUUUACCCGGAGGAGGUGCUUGAUGACAUCAAAGACGUGUCGACAGCUUUACCACAUCUGCAGCUAUACGUGGACUAUUAUCUCUAUCCCAACAAUGAUAAGAAGAAAUUGGUGUAUUUGGGUGGCACUGUUCCUGUAACAUAUGAAGGCGCCACAUACAACAUUCCAGUUUGUGUCUGGAUCCAUGAAACCCAUCCCAAAAACCCACCUAGGUGUUUCGUUUGCCCUUCACCCUCCAUGAUCAUCAAUGCUAAAAGCAGUAAUGUUGAUGCCAAUGGUCGCGUUCUUCUCCACUGUCUCAACAACUGGAAGAUUGGCUGGUCGAACUUGUCAAUAGUUCUGGAAGAGAUGAUUGCUGCCUUUCAGCGCGAAACUCCUCUUUUUGCCACCUAUCCAGUCCGAACCCCACCGCUACAUUCUCAAGCAAAACACCUGCCGGCUGAACUGGUAGUUCAACCGAAUCCUGUUUCAUCCUAUGGCAGCUGGCCACAUACAGGCAGCAGUUCAGUGCAAAAAAUGUCAACAGCUCAACAUGGAGCAUCCAUCUCAUCUGUGCCUCAGCAUGCCAGCAACAGUCUACCCAAGAGUACAAAGUCCCAGAUGAACCUGCAUCAAGCCAGUGAAACAGAGAUGAGUGGGGUAAGGAGAUCAUACACGCAAGAGCUGCUGGAUUGCGGGAUCACGUUUGGUGCGCAAGCUUUGGAGACCAACCACCAAACAAACCCAUUUAUUUCUCCUGCCUCAGCUCCCACCAGCAGUGCUUCUAAUGUUGAUGACAUAGACAACCUGUUCAAAAGCCUUCAGUUACAAAGAGUUGUCAACAUGUACCAGUUGAGCAGCAGGGAGAAAGAUGUUUAUCAUGCUGAAGGAGCUUGGCAGGAUUGUGGUGCUCGAGUUCAAUCAGGCUUAGUGGAUGACCGUCACAAGGUGGUGGUUAGCCGGCUUCCUGUGGGCAUCUCUCCCAGCAAGAUGAAGAACAAGCUCACCAUCUUCUUCCAGCGGAGGCAGAAUGCAGGAGGAGAGGUUCUAGAUGUCAAAUACCCCGGAGCGCAGCCAGAUCAGGCCUGGGUGCUUUUCAGACACUGGAGAGAUGCAGAGCAUGUUCUGAGGCAGCCUGAAAGGGUGAUUACCAUUAAUGAGCAGCAAUUUCUUAUUCAGCUGAAGAGGUUUGAGGACAUGGAGAUCCCAGGUGGUGUCCAAGGUGAGAAAGCUGAAAUGUUCAGGAGUCUCUUGAGUCUGGAGGGGUGCAGUUUCAGCUCCACAGAUGUCCUGGAAGCGGUGCAGUCAUGCCGAGACCUUCCCUCUGCUCUGAAAUAUCUCUGCCAUGAUUGCCCUAUAUGCCAGGAGCAAGUAUCUUUCAACAGGAUGGUCACCAUGACACACUGCUCUUGCACAUUCUGUGAGAGCUGUUUUAAGAAGUACUUCUCCUCCGUCAUUAAGGAAAAGAACAUAGUACAUGCUGUGUGUCCUCUCUGUAAUCUUCCCGAUGUACAAAGAGGGCGCAGGGAAGAGUCUAUGGAGUACUUCAGUCUACUCGACACACAGAUCAGGUAUUAUUUGGACCCCCAGAUUCAUGAGCUCUUCCAGAGUAAGCUUAGAGACCAGGCACUGCAGGAAAUGCCCAACUUCCGCUGGUGUGCACAUUGUUGCUUUGGGCUCCUUCAUGAAGCAGACAGGCUGAGAAUGGACUGCCCCAGCUGUGGGAAAAGCACAUGCUUUCAGUGUAAAAGGCCGUGGGCUCCACAGCAUGAAGGAAUCUCAUGUGAGAAGUUCAGAGUGGGAGCAACUCAACAGCCCCGAGUACCAAAACUCAAGGCUGGAGCAGCUCCUCAGCAGGAACAAAAUAGACUGCCCAAAAUGCAAAUUUCGCUUCUUCCUGGCAAGAGGAGGCUGUUUGCAUUUCAGAUGCACUCAGUGCCAGCACGAAUUCUGCGGAGGCUGCAGUCAGCCUUUUAAACAAGGCUCUGCUUGUAAUUUUUCUACCGAGUGCCGAGCUAAAGGGUUACAUGCUCAUCACCCUCGAAACUGCCUUUAUCAUCUGAGAGACUGGAGUGUCCCAAGACUACGGACUCUGCUGCAGCACUAUGGGGUAUCACAUCCUCUCAUGUUCAG
Messenger RNA from Labeo rohita (rohu), 2314 nucleotides. RefSeq lists its product as uncharacterized. NCBI's taxonomy places the organism in Eukaryota, Metazoa, Chordata, Actinopteri, Cypriniformes, Cyprinidae. Gene Ontology annotation, biological process: protein transport; protein linear polyubiquitination. Gene Ontology annotation, cellular component: LUBAC complex. Bases 149 to 2158 code for a protein of 669 amino acids. The transcript is spliced from 18 exons. Gene Ontology annotation, molecular function: zinc ion binding; K63-linked polyubiquitin modification-dependent protein binding; K48-linked polyubiquitin modification-dependent protein binding. The record is from RefSeq and is a predicted model, not a curated record.